GUCACAGAGCUCAAUAAUGUGAAGAACAUAUCAAGACUGCCAAAAAGCACAAAGAAACAUGCUGUUGGGAUUUAUUUCAGUGAUGACACCUCCAAAACCUUUGCUUGUGACUCAGAACUUGAGGCAGAUGAGUGGUGCAAAGUGCUGCAGAUGGAGUGUCUUGGAACACGAAUCAAUGACAUUAGCCUUGGAGAACCUGACUUGUUGGCAUCUGGAGUAGAGAGGGAGCAGAGUGAGAGAUUCAAUGUGUAUUUGAUGCCAUCCCCUAAUUUAGAUGUGCAUGGGGAAUGUACCUUGCAGAUAACAUUUGAGAAUAUCUGUCUUUGGGACAUCCAGAAUCCCAGAGUCAAACUGGUCUCUUGGCCGCUGAGUGCCCUGCGGCGCUACGGGCGCGACCCAGCCUGGUUCACCUUUGAAGCAGGGAGGAUGUGUGACACAGGAGAAGGACUAUUCAUCUUUCAGACCAGAGAUGGGGAAGCAAUCUAUCAGAAGGUUCACUCAGCUGCUUUGGCCAUAGCAGAACAACACGAGCGUUUGCUGCAGAGUGUGAAGAAUUCCAUGCUGCUUGAGUUAGGACUCCCCUCAGGGGAAGCAGUGCUUGCCCAGGACCAGGGCAGCACCAAG
Acanthisitta chloris (rifleman) is the source of this 624-nucleotide messenger RNA. It is a transcript of the gene DOK5, whose product is annotated as docking protein 5. The annotation marks the transcript as partial. Gene Ontology annotation, cellular component: cytoplasm. The transcript has 5 exons. NCBI's taxonomy places the organism in Eukaryota, Metazoa, Chordata, Aves, Passeriformes, Acanthisittidae. Gene Ontology annotation, biological process: cell surface receptor protein tyrosine kinase signaling pathway; positive regulation of MAPK cascade. The record is from RefSeq and is a predicted model, not a curated record.